CGCUAUCACCGCGACAGACAUUUUAACGACUUGUCCACAAGUCUACAUCGUAUUCGUCGCUUCUGUAGAGCACUCACGAGACUAACUCUGCUCGCGUCAACACAAGUCAUCAAAUACCGUGGGAGGCAGACAACAAGCAGACAAGCGGAAAGCGGUUGAGAAUACAAAAAAUUACACGCUGCCUAUUUUUGUUGAUUUGAUCCCGACCAUCUUCGAAGCUAAAGACAUCAACUAUUAUCGCUCAUCAUGAGUAGGUCACUGUAUCUCGCCUUAGCCGUUGUGCUCCUUAUUGUUGGAAUAGCCAUGGCGCAAACAACACCAAUGUCGACACCGGAGCCUGAAACGACACCCGAAGCAAUCACUGCCGCUGACGGAUCGACUGCCGAGCCGGAACCAGAACCGAGCGCUGAACCCACGUCCAUGUCGGAUGCCACCGGAACGCCCACCCCUGUGCCCACUACACCAGGCGGAGCCGGAACACUCACCAUCAGUGCCGUGAUGUUGGUCUUGAACGCGGCACUAGCUCUCCUGGCUUGAGGCAGGAAUCCUGGACAACCGCAUUUGAACAGCGGAUUGACUUUCUUUUA
Molecule: messenger RNA, 587 nt
Organism: Asterias rubens (European starfish)
Lineage: Eukaryota; Metazoa; Echinodermata; Asteroidea; Forcipulatida; Asteriidae
Product: procyclic form-specific polypeptide A-beta-like
Exons: 2
Coding region: 247-537 (96 amino acids)
Source: RefSeq, a predicted model, not a curated record